Molecule: messenger RNA, 1297 nt
Organism: Solenopsis invicta (red fire ant)
Lineage: Eukaryota; Metazoa; Arthropoda; Insecta; Hymenoptera; Formicidae
Exons: 2
Coding region: 597-1259 (220 amino acids)
Biological process (GO): detection of chemical stimulus involved in sensory perception of smell; sensory perception of smell
Cellular component (GO): plasma membrane
Molecular function (GO): odorant binding; olfactory receptor activity
Source: RefSeq, a predicted model, not a curated record
UGACCAUAUAUAUUAAAAAAUAUAUAAAUAUACGUGUAUAAUUAUUCAUGAUUUUUAAAUAUAAUUAUGUAUAAUUAUAUAUAUGAUUAUAUGAUCAAAUUUUAUAGUAAAGUUGGUAUUUACGCUGCGCUGGGAUUUACACCACAGAAAUAAAAAAAAAUAGGAGUAAAGAUAGCUAACUCUCAACUAUUCUGAUAUGUGCCUUUAUGCUAUAUUAAUAUUGUGUUAUACUUUCAGUCCUUUAUUGUUAAUAUUAACGAAAAAAGAUUCAUAUCAUGAAAAAAAGAAAGAUUUCAUACUUAAAAUAUUUUUAUAGUAAUAAAUAGUAUAAAGUUUUCAUUAUUAUAAUUUAUUUGCCUUAGAUAUAGUAAAUUAAUAGAUAUAGUAAAAUAAUAUUUGAUAAAUUAAGUUUUUGAUAGGUGCGGCGUAUAUACCGAAUUUACUCUACAGUUUUCUAUAGAUAUGCAUAAAAAUUUUUUCCCGGAACUUUAUAUGAAAAAUUUUUUAAGGGUGAUUAUAUAGAUUUAGAAUGGGCGAUCUGCACCGCUGUGCAUUGAAAAUUAUUGGUGUAUGGCCGCAACAGAAUAAAGAUCAGCAUGAUAAAUUUUUUUCGGAUGCUAUUUAAUAUUACGUUGAUAAUUUUUGUAUUGACUGUACCGACUUUAGCUCAAUUAAUAAAAACAUGGGGUGACAUGAUCCAGAUAAUAGAUAAUUUACAAUUUAUUAUAUUUAAUUUGAUAGCGGCAUUUAAAAUCUUCAUUAUGUGGUACAAGAAAGAAGUUUUAUCGCUGUUGAUUAACAUAAUUAUAAAUGAUUGGAUGCGAGUGAAAAUAAAUAAAGAGCGAAAUGUCAUGUUAAAGAAUGCCAGGAUUACCCGCUUACUCAUCAAAGACAGAAUAUUCUUUAUGCUUUCCGCAACAUCUAUCAGAAUGAGUCCUGCAAUCUUUAAACAAUACUUUGGACAUAUGAAAAAUCUCACUAAUCUUGAAAAAUCUUUACCGAUUCCUGCACACUACUGGUACGAUGUAUCCAGCAGCCCGAUAUAUGAGCUAACAUAUCUGGUACAAACAAUCGGCUCAUUUGCAUGCGCUCUAACUUACAGUGCAAUCGACAACUUCCUUGGACUACUGAUCUUACAUGUAUGUGGUCAGAUGGAGAGUCUGCAUCUGCGAUUAUUGAAUUUGGGGAAGGAUCCAGAUUUCAGAGCGGUUUUAAAGUACAACAUUAAAGACUACUUGAUCAGGUUCUCACGAAAAUAAGUCAUAUUCAAGUAUAAAUUAAACGGAUUCAAAUCUUU